Molecule: messenger RNA, 3698 nt
Organism: Triticum aestivum (bread wheat)
Lineage: Eukaryota; Viridiplantae; Streptophyta; Magnoliopsida; Poales; Poaceae
Product: receptor-like protein 2
Exons: 1
Coding region: 729-2816 (695 amino acids)
Molecular function (GO): protein binding
Source: RefSeq, a predicted model, not a curated record
ACAGAUCUUAGAGAAAAUGAAUGAUGAAAGAUGUACCGAUAGGUAAUGUUACCGUGCACCCCAGAGAAAAAAGGUAAUGUUACCGCGCAAAGUGACUUUGCGGUCACGAAGAGAAGUAGGAGCCCGUCAACUGAGGAUCGUCUCCACCCAAGUGGCCAAGUGGGAAAGCGCGAGGUGGACUUUUCAUAGAAAACAAACGAGAAGAUUUGGAGUAGCUCGGCGGCUCUCAGAUAACGAGAGCUCUCAGGCCUCCAAAAAAAUCCUAAAAUGGAACGAUGACAGUGAGUGUGAGUGGUAGGUGAGCAGCUGCAAUCCUGAAAGAGAAGAUCGCAUCCGAGUAGGAAGGAGGGUGGCAGCAAACUUUUUACACCAACAGCCACAGCCACAGCCAACGACCAACGUGCGCCGCCGCUAUCUGCACGUGAUCCACACCCACCCACACGAGACUUUCCUGCCUGGGUACCGCGAGACUUUGCUGGGCCACGACCACCAGAAAGACGACAUCACCGAAGAAAAUCUAUUCAACAGAAAUGGCAAGUUCCCUUUGCCCACGAUAGAGGUUUGGUUGGAUCAGAAUGAGCACUCCCGUUCUCAACUUGUCAUGCUCUUCCUUCUUCAUUAGACCUCACCGCACAACAAGAAUCUGGUUUCCACGCUAGCUUUCACCACAACACCGUGCAGCCAACUCUGCUCUCCACACAGCAGUUUCACCAAGAAAUUCCUUCCACAUGCCUUCCCUUGGCUUGGCUCUGAUGCUGCUGGCCACUUUGAUCUCUCCGACCAGCUCCUGCACCGAGCAGGAGAAGGGCUCCCUUCUCCAGCUCCUCGCCGGGCUCUCGCGGGACGGCGGCCUCGCCGCGUCGUGGCGGAGCAACACUGACUGCUGCACAUGGGAAGGGAUCACCUGCAACCAAGUUAGGAAGGUCACCGAUGUUUCGCUGGCUUCUCGAGGCCUCGAGGGGUCCAUCUCGCCGUCCGUCGGCAACCUCACCGGCCUCUUGCGCCUCAACCUGUCGCGUAACUCGCUGUCCGGCACUUUGCCGCUGGAGUUGGUGUCGUCCAGCAGCAUAAUCGUCCUUGACGUCAGCUUCAACCGCCUGACAGGAGCGCUGCAUGAGCUGCCAUCCUCAACCCCUGCGCAGCCUCUGCAGGUACUCAACAUCUCAAGCAACUUAUUCACAGGACAGUUUCCAUCCACCACAUGGAAAGCAAUGGAGAAUUUGAUCGCACUCAAUGCCAGUAACAACAGCUUUACUGGGCAGAUACCAACGACGCCAUGCGCGAGUGCGCCAUCUUUGGCCGUGCUUGAACUCAGUUUUAACAAAUUCAGUGGAAAUAUCCUUCCAGGGCUCGGUAAUUGCUCCAUGCUGAAGAUGCUCAGCGCUGGCUACAACAACCUCCAUGGGACUCUUCCACGCGAGCUCUUCAAUGUCACCUCGUUAGAGCACCUCUCUUUGCCUAACAAUUGGUUAGACGGAGCGGUCAAUGGCGUCGGCAAGCUAACAAAUCUGGUCACCCUUGAUCUUGGGGAGAAUGGUUUCAGUGGCAAUAUUCCAGAGUCUAUAGGUGAUCUGAAGAGAUUGGAGGAGCUGCAUUUGGAACACAACAAUAUGUCAGGGGAGCUGCCAGCAGCUCUAAGCAACUGCACAAAUCUCGUAACAAUUGACCUCAACACCAACCGCUUCAGUGGAGAACUUAACAAGGUCAAGUUCGCGAGCCUGUCCAACCUAAGAAAAUUAGAUCUUCUUUUCAACGACUUCACCGGCACAAUUCCAGAAAGCAUAUACUCCUGCACCAACCUGACUGCACUACGGCUAUCUUACAACCAAUUCCAUGGUCAAUUGUCAGAAAAAAUAGGCAAUCUGAAGUCCCUCUCGUUCCUAUCGCUUGCUAACAACUCUCUUACAAAUAUCACAAGAACACUUCAGAUCCUUAGUAGUUCCAAGAGCCUCACCACCCUUUAUAUUGGAUGCAACUUCCUGGAUGAGACCAUGCCACAGGAUGACAGCAUUGAUGGUUUUGAGAAUCUUCAGGUUCUUUCCAUGAGUGAGUGUUCAUUGUCUGGAACAAUACCUGAUUGGUUAUCAAAGCUCACAAAUUUAGGGAUGCUAUUUUUGCAAAGCAAUCAACUAACUGGACCGAUACCUGACUGGAUCAGCAGCCUAAACUUGCUCUUCUAUCUAGACAUAUCAAACAACAGCUUUACAGGGGAUAUUCCAGCUGCCUUAAUGGAGAUGCCAAUGCUGAGAUCAGACAAGACUCCGCCAAAGGUCUUCUUUGAGCUGCUUGUUUGGAACGAGAACACAUUUAUGCAGUACCUGAUGCUCAGUGCUUUUCCUAAGGUGCUUAAUCUAGCCAUCAAUAAUUUCACUGGUGUGAUCCCAGAGGAGAUCGGACAGUUAAAAGGACUCAUUUCUCUCAACCUGAGCUCCAAUAGAUUAUCUGGAGAGAUGCCAGAACAGAUCUGCAACCUCACGAACCUGCAGGUGCUUGACUUGUCUGGUAAUCAACUCACUGGUACAAUUCCAGCUGCACUGAAGAAUCUGCAUUUCCUUUCCAGAUUCAAUGUUUCUAAUAAUGACCUGGAAGGCCCUAUUCCAAACGUGGGCCAGUUCAGCACAUUUCCGGAUUCUAGCUUUGGUGGAAACCCAAAACUGUGUAGCCCUAUGAUCACAAACCAUUGUGGUUCGGCAGAAGCAGGUCCAGUCUCCACAAAACGCAUUGGUAAUGAGGUUAUCUUUGCGAUCGCCUUUGGUAUUUUCUUUGGAGUAGGAGUCCUAUAUGAUCAGAUAGUCUUAGCAAGAUAUUUUGGCUAAAGCCUUGUAAUUGUUCUCACCGCCCAAACCAUGUGAGCUCAAGUGGUUCUCAGUUCAGCAAGACAAUGUCAGUGGCUCCUGCCCCAGCAAGAUCAACAUCCCUGGUAAAUCCAGUAUCUCGAGUUAGGCAUUCAAUCUGUACAGCAUGUAAAUGAAAAUAGUUAGCGAGUGAGGAAAUAUCAAGAGUGUGUGACCUACUAAUAUUUUUGUAGAGAAUAUAUAACCAGUCUUUCACUAUUUACUUUGUUAAAGGUGAUUGAAUGUUCAUCCAGGAUCAGUGAUGAAUAUAUAUCAUGCAAAAUUGCCAGGGGCACCAUACAACCAUGAGAAAUUUGCAGUUAGCAUACUAACAUGCAGUUGAGAUUUAACCAAUAAAGCAGACUGGCAAGUUAAUUAGAUUAAAUAAUUCAUCAUGGACAAAACAGGACGGAAUCCUAAUAGCGAUACAGUUGCCAUCUAACUCCAAUCAAGUCGAGGAUCGCAGUUCUCCACAGCAAACAACAAGCGCUGAGAGAAUAUUUCAGAAAUGUACACGAAGUUACGAAACAGAGAUGCUCGAAUUGGUACUACAAUGUUGCACGAAUUAAGCAGCUGCUCCGUGAUUUGCACAAGAGCUUAAUUCGAGGCAUUUACAGCCGGGUGACAGGACGUGCCCACUGGCCUGUGUCAGCCCUCCUGCCUGCCUGGUCUCCGAUCAACGAUGCUGGAGCGCCAGCGGCACCGAGCCGCCGCACUGGGUCGCUGCCUGCAAGGAUUUGCCUCUGCUUUGUCUUCAUUUUUUUUUCCUAAGAGGAUUCUUCUUCAUCUUCGUGUGAUAGGAAGUGGGCCGAGCUAUGAAUAUGGGCCAAGACCACUGUUUCCUUUUUUCCUUUUGAACUCUAC